Chaetomium strumarium is the source of this 2705-nucleotide messenger RNA. RefSeq lists its product as uncharacterized. The transcript has 3 exons. The coding region runs from base 239 to 2452 and encodes 737 amino acids. Gene Ontology annotation, molecular function: metal ion binding; RNA binding. Gene Ontology annotation, biological process: negative regulation of DNA-templated transcription. NCBI's taxonomy places the organism in Eukaryota, Fungi, Ascomycota, Sordariomycetes, Sordariales, Chaetomiaceae. Gene Ontology annotation, cellular component: nucleus. The record is from RefSeq and is a predicted model, not a curated record.
CCGAUAUAGCUACCACCUCGGCGCACCGCUACGCAUUCGUGACAUGAUUUCUAUUACUCUCGUUACACACAUACACGCUGUGCUUAUCCUAUUUCCGCCGGAAUUCCAACCAUUCCAAAAAUAAUCAUCAUUCACCAACGCACACCCUCUCCUCCCUAGGUCCUCCGGGUCUUAGUCACCACCAAACCCGCCGCUUCCAGAAUACUGCCGAACCCCAUAACCGCGGUUGAUCGAGAACAUGGUCUCCGACCAGACAUACGAGCUCUGCCUUCCGGUUCUCCGGGACCCAAACAUCGAAGAUGAGGAUAAGACGGACAAGCUCGAGGAGCUGCUCAAAGAGAAGACAAGCCUGACCGGGCAAGCUUUGGAGAACGCCGUCCUAGACGCGCUUUGGAGAUAUAGAGAAGGCGGGGAGACCGCGACAUCGCCGCCGCCCAUCAGACAACCUAUCCUGCGGCGGCCGUCUCCGGCGUCGUGGCGUGGUUCCGGAACCCCCCUUUCAAGCUCGCCUCGGCUGGGUGUCAGUCCACUUGCGCCCCCGGGCUUUAUGCCUGCGCCCUUUGGUCGCACGAAGUCCUCAACGGCUUCUCCCUUCAGCUCCCCGCGGCCGUCCCCGAGGCUCGCAUUCGCCACUCCUGUGCCUCACAGCCCAAACCUAAACGCCUACCAGUUUGCCUACGACGAGACGCCGUCGCAGGAGGUGUUUGGGGACUACCAGUCUGACAAUGUAGACUGGCUUGUGAGCGACGACGCAGUCAGCGUCACAUCUUCUGUUGGCGUCUCCAGUGGGCUGAAUGUCAGUGCCCCUGAGUUCGUGUCCACGCAGCAGCAGCAGCAGACCGACAUGACACCCUACGACAUGCUGCGGUCGAUCCUCGGACAGACGAAAUCGGACGAGGAGAUUAGUGCGGCUCUGGCGAUGCAUGGCUACGACCUCGGUGCUACGGUCGCGGCCUUCAUGGAGACACAGGCGCAGGACAACCUUGCGGCGGCCGCCCAGGCGGAGGAGAGCCGGGUGGUCAUCGGGAACAAGGCCAUGAGUUCUGAUGGCCGCCCGACCACUCCGGCGGAUCAACAGAAGACGGGUGUAAUCUGCAAGUUCUUCUUAUCUUCCGGGCAGUGCCUACGCGCGGACUGCAGAUUCAGUCAUGACCUAAGUAGUCACAUCUGCAAGUAUUGGGUUGCUGGUAACUGCCUUGCCGGUAGCACCUGUGUGUUCUCUCACGACCCGGCGCAUCUCGUCAACCGGCUGCACAUCGAUGGCUCCGGGACGCCGCCAACGCAACAUGCAAGCGUCAACCUGCAGGACUAUGGCAGCUUCCCUGCGCUCCAGCCUGGCACACCCGAGCAGAUGCAUCUCUAUCCGGCUACCCCCAACCAUCCUGCCGUGGGAGUGACCCCGCCGCCGGGAUUCAAAGCACACCAUGCUUUCCCCGACCGCCCCCGGUCCCGGCCAGGCAGUCGCCACCAAAACAAAGAGAAUGCGCAGACUGCUCCGUCGCCAGAUGAUGCGGACGCGUUUCCGUCCCUCAGCUCUGCCGUGGUAAAACAAGGGAAGAAGCAUCACGGCAAGAGAGGAGGGCAUGGCCACGGCCACAAGGAGAACGUGGCACCCAGCACACUGGCCGAGAUCGUCAAGAUGUCUCCAUCCCCAACUCCGUCCAUCCAACAGAACCGCCGGGUUCCGCGUAACGGCAGCGCGACAAGCGUCCGGAACGGAGAAAAUAGCGCAGCGGCCCAGGCCAUUCCGGCGCCCAAGCACAUCCCAUGGCUUGAGACUGGCGAGAAGGCCAACAAGGCAUACCUCAAGGCGCGGCAAGAGGCCAUCAAACAUGGUGGGCUCAGGAAUAAAUUCUUACAGAGUGCCGCUCAAGCUUGGAACCGCAAUGAUGCACGCGCCGCUAAGGCGCUCAGCUUACGGGGCCAGAGCGAAAACGAUCUUAUGCGGAAAGCUCAUCGCGAGGCAGCCCAGAAGCUAUAUGAGGACCGUAACAAGGACCGGGCGAGCUGCUCUGAGAUCUACGUCGACCUGCACGGGCUGCACCCCGAGGAAGCGGUCGAGUAUCUCGAGGGCGUCCUCAUGGAGAACGCGACGGAGACUAGGCCCAUCUACGCCAUAACGGGUACGGGCCACCAUAGCAAGAAUGGUAAGGACAAAGUCGGCAAGGCGGUCCGGAGCUUCCUCAAUGAGUGGCGGUACGCUUACCGCGAGUUCUCCGUGCCUGGCGACCGCAACAGCACGGGCGGGAUCCUGGGCAUCGACGCGCGCAGUUGGGACCGGACGCUGUCGCAAGACGGAAAGACAUUGGCCAGGAAAGAGGAGAGCAAGGAGGAGGUGGAUAUCCUGUCCCAGGGCGUCGAGAUCGGUGAGGGCAAGGUGAAGCUGCUGGUUAGGGACACAUCUGUGUCGAAGGAGCCGCCCAAGGGUCCGUCGGGUUCGAGAGGCAGGUGAUGGUAGAUUCGCGUGGAGGUUUGACCGAUCGCCGAGUCAGAUAAAUUCUAGUUAGCUACGUAUCGAGCAGAAGUAUCAGACCAUCGCGAGAUGGUCUGAGCUCUGAAACUCAUCGUUUUUCUGCCAGCUGGGAUCCAUGCGAUGCCAAGAGUGCGGGCUGUCCCGACUUGCUGGGCAAAUGACGUUCGUAACGUUAAAUGAACUGCAGACUGCCGAUCUUCCACAGUGCCAACUACUAUAUUGUAGUUAGUAA